Molecule: messenger RNA, 1712 nt
Organism: Oryza sativa Japonica Group (Japanese rice)
Lineage: Eukaryota; Viridiplantae; Streptophyta; Magnoliopsida; Poales; Poaceae
Product: trihelix transcription factor GT-3b
Source: RefSeq, a predicted model, not a curated record
UUCCUCUCUCUCCUCUCCGCCCAACCCUUGACUUCCCAUUCUAUUCCAUCUCUCUCUCUCUCUCUCUCUCUCUCUCUCUCUCGAUCGUCUUCUCCACUUCCUCCUCGCAUUUCCCACUAGUGAGGCGGAGGCCAUAGCCAUGGAUCCCUUCCACCACCUCAACUCCUCCUUCUCCAACCCCUACCACCCACUCCUCGCCUCCCCGCCCCACCACUUCGCCCCCGACCCACUCCCCCCACCUCCUCCUCCGCCGCCGCCGCCGCUGCUCCCCGCCGACCCGCCGUCGCUCGAGCGGGAGCGCCUCCCGCAGUGGUCCCACGCCGAGACCGCCGCCUUCCUCGCCAUCCGCGCCGACCUCGACCACUCCUUCCUCUCCACCAAGCGCAACAAGGCGCUCUGGGAGGCCGCCUCGGCGCGCCUCCACGCCCUCGGCUUCGCCAGGACCCCCGAUCAGUGCAAGUCCAAGUGGAAGAAUCUCGUCACCCGGUUCAAGGGCACCGAGGGCGCCGCCGCCGUCGCCGCCGCGGGGACGGAUCAGAUGCAGGGGGGGCAGGGCGGUGGUGCGGCGGCGAGGGGGUCGUCGUCGUCGUUCCCGUUCCAUGAUGAGUUGAGGAGGAUUUUCGACGCCAGGGUUGAGAGGGCGCGCGCAUUGGAGAGGAAGAAGGUUAAGGGGAAGGAUCCUGAUGAUGACCACGACGGUGGUGGUGAUGGGGAUGAGGAUGAUGAGGAGGAGGCGGAUCAGCAGGUCGACGAGGAGGACGACGGGGCGUCCGGGGACACGACGAGGGCCGGGUCGAAGAAGCGGAGGAGGAAGGCGGCGGCGGCGGCGAGGAGGACGGGUUCGACGGGCGGGGUGGAGGGCGAGGUGGAGGCGAUGCUGCGGGAGUUCAUGCGGCGGCAGAUUGAGAUGGAGGAGCGGUGGAUGGAGGCGGCGGAGGCGCGCGAGGCCGAGCGCCGCGCCCGCGAGGAGGAGUGGCGGACCGCCAUGGUCGCGCUCGGCGAGGAGCGCCUCGCGCUCGUCCGACGCUGGCGCGAGCGCGAGGACGCGUGGCGCGCGCGCGCCGAGGAGCGCGAGGAGCGCCGCCACCAGCUCGUCGCCGCACUCCUCGCCAAGCUCGGCGCCGGCGACGCGUCCGCCUGAGAUCGAUCGAUCCCUCCCCCCAUUGUUCCAUCCGCACCGCACCGCCGCCGGUUUGCAUUGGAUGGGAAGAAAAUGACUGCCGAAUCUAUGAUGGAGUAAGCAAAAAUUAACAAGAAUUUAUAUGAUCGAUACAAGGACAAUCGAUCUCGGCUGGCCCACAAAUUUCAGGUGUGAAGUCAUCAGUCGCAUGUUUAGCCAAAAUCUGGAGAGACCACUUGACACACGCAAUUAAUAUAUUCCCCAGUACAGUCUAAAGAACCAAUAUAUAUUAUUUGAUACAUAUGUUAAUAUAUAUACUGAUGUGACUGACAAAUAGACAAACGAGAUUAAAUUGUGGGUUUUACAAUACCUGAAUCAUCCUUAAGAAGCAAAGGAUUAUACAGCAGUGACUGAUGGUGAUUGAUUCAACGGUGACUUUUGGCGAUAUGUUCUGAUUAAGGUCGUCCAUGCAUCAAUAUCGUAUCCUGACAAGUACGUGUAUCACAUAAUUCUUCACUAGCUUGAUUUUUUUAUGUUGUUACUUAGUAAUAUACUACAUCUUUUUCUAAUAUAUAAUACCGUUUACCUUUUA